This is a messenger RNA of Phymastichus coffea, 2909 nucleotides long. RefSeq names its product heat shock protein 60A (gene Hsp60A). Lineage: Eukaryota; Metazoa; Arthropoda; Insecta; Hymenoptera; Eulophidae. Gene Ontology annotation, biological process: protein refolding; apoptotic mitochondrial changes; mitochondrial unfolded protein response. The record is from RefSeq and is a predicted model, not a curated record. Gene Ontology annotation, cellular component: mitochondrial inner membrane; mitochondrial matrix. Gene Ontology annotation, molecular function: protein-folding chaperone binding; ATP binding; ATP-dependent protein folding chaperone. Bases 337 to 2052 code for a protein of 571 amino acids. The transcript has 5 exons.
CUUUAUCGACAAAUUAAUGAAAAGAAUUUUGUCCAAAUUUUAAAAUAAAUCUGAAACAGUUUUGAAAAUUAUUUUGUAAAUGUAGGAAUUGAUUUUUUUACAUCCCUUUUUCAUUGCUCAAAGCUUCUGGAUAAUUCGAGAGACACAGUUGGAGGUUAAGCGGUGACGCAUUUUGGUGGAAGGGGGGAGCGGCGGCGCCCCAUGUGAUAUCUCCUCUCUCGCACCGCUGCUUUUCGACUCUUCAUUCUACUCGCGCCUUGUGCAACUCGUGCACUCGUUCAACGCGAUUUCACUAACUAUCCCUCGUAGCCGUGCUUUUUAAGUUUGGAAAUCAAGAUGUUCAGAUUACCCACUGUUCUUCGCACUGCUGCUCUACAGCAGAUGCAGUUACAGUCUCGUAGCUAUGCUAAAGAUGUUCGAUUUGGAGCAGAGGUGCGGGCACUGAUGCUGCAAGGAGUAGAUAUCUUGGCUGAUGCUGUUGCUGUCACUAUGGGUCCUAAAGGAAGAAAUGUUAUUCUGGAACAAAGUUGGGGUAGUCCAAAAAUAACAAAGGAUGGUGUUACAGUUGCAAAGGGUGUUGAACUCAAAGAUAAAUUCCAGAACAUUGGAGCUAAGUUAGUACAAGACGUUGCUAAUAACACCAAUGAAGAAGCUGGCGACGGAACCACUACUGCCACAGUUUUGGCCAGAGCUAUUGCAAAAGAAGGUUUUGAAAAAAUUAGUAAAGGCGCUAAUCCAGUUGAGAUCAGACGUGGUGUAAUGAUGGCUGUAGACAAAAUCAAGGAGGAACUUAAAAACUUGAGCAAGCCAGUUACAACCCCAGAAGAGAUUGCCCAAGUUGCUACCAUUUCUGCCAACGGUGACACUGCUAUUGGUAGCCUUAUCUCUGAUGCCAUGAAGAAAGUAGGAAAGGAGGGUGUAAUUACAGUCAAAGAUGGUAAAACACUCAGCGAUGAAUUGGAAGUAAUCGAAGGAAUGAAGUUUGACCGUGGAUACAUUUCCCCAUACUUCAUCAAUUCUACUAAGGGAGCUAAAGUGGAAUUCCAGGAUGCUCUUGUCUUGUUCAGUGAGAAAAAAAUCUCUUCAGUACAGAGCAUCAUUCCAGCUUUGGAACUUGCAAACUCUCAACGCAAACCACUUGUCAUAAUUGCUGAAGACAUCGAUGGUGAAGCCCUCUCAACUUUAGUUGUCAACCGUUUGAAAAUUGGCUUACAAGUCGCGGCUGUUAAAGCUCCAGGUUUUGGAGACAAUAGAAAAGCCACGAUGCAAGACAUGGCCAUUGCUACUGGCGGUAUCGUUUUCGGAGACGACGCCAACUUAGUUAAAAUCGAAGAUGUUCAGCCUACAGAUUUUGGACAAGUUGGAGAAGUACUUAUUACAAAGGACGAUACGCUCCUAUUAAAGGGUAAAGGAAAAAAAGUUGACAUUGACAGAAGAGCUGAGCAACUUAGAGAUCAAAUUGAAGAAACGACGUCUGACUACGAAAAGGAGAAGUUGCAGGAACGAUUGGCCAGACUCGCUUCUGGUGUUGCCGUUUUGAGAGUUGGAGGAAGCAGUGAAGUUGAAGUUAACGAAAAAAAAGACCGUGUCAACGACGCACUUAACGCUACACGUGCUGCUGUAGAAGAGGGCAUUGUUCCCGGAGGUGGUACCGCUCUCUUGAGAUGCGCGCCAAUUCUAAACAACCUCCAGCCUAAAAAUGAGGAUCAGAAGACGGGAAUCAACAUCGUGGCAAACGCUCUGCGUAUGCCAUGCAAGCAGAUCGCUCAAAACGCUGGAGUUGAUGCAAGUGUCGUUGUUGCCAAAGUUUCUGAAGGCAAGCUUGGCUAUGAUGCAAUGAACAAUGAGUAUGUUGACAUGAUCGAAAAGGGUAUUAUCGAUCCAACUAAGGUUGUUCGUACUGCUCUGACCGAUGCUGCUGGAGUCGCUUCACUGUUGACGACCGCCGAGGCCGUUGUGACUGAAUUACCUAAAGAAGACCCGCCCAUGCCUGCUGGUAUGGGUGGAAUGGGCGGCAUGGGGGGCAUGGGUGGCAUGGGCGGUAUGAUGUAAACUGGUCUUACAUUGCGUUCAAAGACUGAGAGAAAGACCGAUAUUGCCACUCGUGCGCUUUUUCACACGUGCCGAAAUUGAUCAUCACGAUACAAAUAUUUAUAGCUAUGGUUCUCUUUAAACGAGAUUAAUUUUUUUUCAUUUAUCAUUCAAUACUUAUAAAUAUUUGUCGAAAAUAUUUAUUUUAGUUAAAAAAAAGAAAACCAUUAAAUGUUAAUCGAAUAUUAUCAAGUAUAUGCAUAAUGAAAGGAUUACUUACUUUACAGCAGUGUAUACGUUGAAAAAUUAACAUUGUAAAAGUUUGUUGACAUUACUGUCAAAACCGCGUACGCAUAAUUCGAAACUUGACUUUUCUAUAAGUUCGAUAAUUUUGAUAUGGCAUUGACAAACGAUUACAUUUCAGGAACAGUGGAAAGAUUUUUUAGGAUCAUGAUCCUAUAUAAGAAAUUAUCGUAAUGUGUAUUGUUAAUUAGUAAUCUUACGAUGAAAUAUUGAACAAGAUGGCCAUAAAGACUGCACAAGAGGCGAUUUUUUAUUACAGUUUUUAUUUACCUAAUUUAGCGCUUCAUCCAAUGUAUUUAACCGUCUUCUGUUUUUAAAAUUGUUGGAAAAUCUAUUGAUAAAUCUUGCGCAAACUAAAUCUUCAUUAAAAAAUUCAGACAAAAAUAAGACGUACUGUGUAUAGAAUACAUAAAUAUCAUGCCGUGCAUUUGGAAACGUCACAAUCCGUGAACGAAUGGAUCAUCCUGUUAAGAAUGCAAGUUUGUAAAAAUGUUGAUGUGUGCUAGAGUUCUCUGUUACUUUUUGUAAAACAAUAAUGUUUAUUUUCCACUUUUAGUCUAAAUAAAAAGAGAUGU